UGUGUGGAAGUACUGUCCGCGCAUAACCUGCGAUAAUGUGCAACAACCAAGCAUGCUAAUAUUUUGCUACCUCUCCUGAUUUUUUUUUUUCCUAAUGCUGAAGCUUUUUUAUUUCAGUAAGGAAUGUGGGGCAGCAGAUCGGUGUGUUUUUCAUCUCAGUCAGCAUCCAGCCUUUGUUGGGGAAACUGUGAUGAUUCAGCCACUGGACUAAUCUCAGAUGCACAUUUGCUAGAAGAGAUACGUGAUUUAAUACAAGAAUAAAAGUUAGUGAUGCAUACAGGGGAAUGCUGCUUCUUCAGACUAGAAAACUGAGGAUCUACAUUCUUUGAACUCAAAGCAAAUACUUUGACUUUCAAGAAGUCUAGGAAGUAAACCAUAGGACCCUGAUUUUUUCUUCAUGGUGGCAACUCACUGCAUCCUUGAUGCACACAGCCUUAUAAAUCAGGGAGAUUUCAAGAUGUAGCUACAAUGAAUGAAGCAAGCAGGAAAGAUUGCAAUUAGAAUAUAAGCAAAAGUAUUUUUCCCCUGAAGGAACAAGGCAUGAAUUGUAGACAGCUUUCACAAUCAGAUGGACUGUUGUCCAAGGUUUUAGCAUGCAACUUACAGCACGGGGUAUAAUUGCCUUCAUAUGGCUAAAACUGCAUAGAGACGUAUAUGGAACAAUAGGCAGAUCAAGGCCUUGAAGAUGGGGAAAAUCAUUAAACAUGUGGAUUUUUGCUGUAUUUCAGGUCCUGUUCCAUGUUAUAAGUUCUUGGGUAUCGACGCGAAUAACUCCUGCUUUUAACAAGCUCAGCCAAAAAAGGAAGAUUGAAUGGAAUUCAAGGACAGUGUCCACAUUCCAUGCCUUGGUGGUUGGUGGUUUUUGUCUGUAUAUUUUGUUGUACGACGAAGCUGUUAAUGCCGACCAUCUCUGGGGUGACCCUUCAAUAGUGCAACUGAAUAUUGCUAUUACCACAGGCUACCUCAUUUCUGAUUUGUUGCUUAUUAUUUACUACUGGAAAGCUAUUGGUGACAAAUAUUUUGUAAUACAUCACUUGGCAGCUCUGUAUGCUUACUCAUUUGUACUGAGCCGGGGCCUGCUCGCUUACUUUGGGAACUUCCGCCUGCUCGCAGAGUUCUCCACUCCUUUUGUGAACCAGCGGUGGUUUUUUGAAGUACUAGGAUAUCCCAAAUCUUCCAAGGCCAACAUCAUCAAUGGUGUGUUGAUGACAGUUGUGUUCUUCGUGGUGAGGAUUGCAGUCAUACCUAUGUACUACAGCCAUGUAUUCUCUGCAUUUGGAACAGAGGCUUUUGAGAGGUUAGGAUUUGCAGCCCAGAGCGCCUGGAUUAUCUCAAGCGUUGUUUUGGAUGUCAUGAACGUGAUGUGGAUGGUCAAAAUCACAAAAGGAUGCUACAAAGUUAUUUGUCUCAUUGGACGGGAGGAGGCCAAAACCCAUAAAAAUGGGAAAUCUGACUAGAAAUCACAUGCAUAAAAUGAAACGUGUACUGUGAAAAUAGCUUGGGUUCCGUGAAACAGUGCACGCUUCUGCUGCGGAAUGCUCCUCUUGAGGAAGCAAGGUGUUACCUCUGCAGUGAUCUCGGCCCUGCCCUGGCGCUGCCCCGCGCGGCGCUCGUGGGAUGUCACCAACCCAGCAGCAGCAGCAGUGCCAGUUCACGGGCCCAGGGACGUGAUCCGAGCACCUGGCCGCUGCCUUGGUUGUUGUCCACCAGUGCGUUCUUAAGUGUUUCACUCAGGUUUCUCACAUUCAUGUUUUAUAAACACGGUGAAUAUCGACUCUCUCUUCGAAAAUGAAACUCCUGAUAUGGUGCAAUUUUCCUGGCAUGUUCCUAUCUUUUCU
Nothoprocta perdicaria is the source of this 1838-nucleotide messenger RNA. RefSeq names its product transmembrane protein 56 (gene TLCD4). The coding region runs from base 705 to 1457 and encodes 250 amino acids. Gene Ontology annotation, cellular component: endoplasmic reticulum; membrane. Gene Ontology annotation, biological process: lipid homeostasis. NCBI's taxonomy places the organism in Eukaryota, Metazoa, Chordata, Aves, Tinamiformes, Tinamidae. The transcript has 11 exons. The record is from RefSeq and is a predicted model, not a curated record.